Messenger RNA from Emiliania huxleyi CCMP1516, 1699 nucleotides. RefSeq lists its product as hypothetical. The transcript has 2 exons. The record is from RefSeq and is a predicted model, not a curated record. Lineage: Eukaryota; Haptophyta; Isochrysidales; Noelaerhabdaceae. The coding region runs from base 119 to 1480 and encodes 453 amino acids.
AGAACCUUGUUGCCGCCGACCUCGGCGACGCCCCGACAAGGAGCCCUCGCCGCUACCCUAGAACCCGACCUCGGCUGACGCCCCGACAAGGAGCCCUCGCUGCUACCCUAGAACAUACAUGGGAGCCUGCGGCAGCAAACGCGCACCCAACGUGGAGGAGCGCUCCGAGCGCCUGCACGAGUUCUUCGGGGCAACCAUCGAUUGCGAGGUCCGGCCUUCCGGCCUCGGCAGCGCGGAGGCUGUGGCGCAAGACGCAGAGCAUGGCAAGGCCGCUCCCUCGGCUGCCGCGCCGGCGGCAGCCGAGGGUGGGCCGUGCGUAUUCGAGGGCAUGCAACCCGCCGGCAUCAAUGCGCGGCUGUCGCAGGGCGCUCUCUCUCCCGAGGACCUCGAGAUCCAGCGCACGGAGCUCAAGGAGGCGGCAAAGCUGAUCGACUCGAUGGGCGCGCGCGGCGAGGAGGCGGCCAUCCUCGCGCCGGCCGAGAAGGACGGCUGCAAGUACGAGCUGGCCAUCAACUGGGAGUCGUCGCACGUCGCCCUCGUCACCCAGAAGAUGCAGGCGGUGCCGCUCUCGAUGCUCGAGUGCGUCGCUCUCGUGCGGGAGCCCGACCUGAUCCCGCUGCCAAAGUGGCCGGGGCUGCCUCGGAUCGAGCGGAUCGCGCUGGUCCACGAGUUCACGCCAAACAACGUCGUGUACCACGUCUCGAUCGAGCCGUGGGGUCCCUUCCCCGGCUGCGACUCGGUCUGCUGCGCAGUCGGCUUUGUCCGGACGGACGAGUCGGGCAAGGCGUGCGUCGGCUUCGCGCGGUCGCCGCCGGAGGACGAGCAGGAGGUGCACCGCGGGUGGUCCGUCCUGCCCAAGCAGAAGCGGCGCACGCGCAUGCAGGUCGACGGCUGCGCCUGGGUCGUCGCCCCUUCCGCCGAGGAGGGCAAGGUGGACGUCACCAUCUUCAUGAAGACGCGCAUCCCGAUCCCGCACUGGCUGGUGCCGCCCGCGCUCGUGCGGUGGGUGACGCCAAAGGUGUUCCGGCGCAUCCUCCCCCUGCUCACCGCCGACAAGAACAAGGAGCCCUUCCGCGCGCGCGUCGCCGCCGACGAUCGCGGCUGGUACACCGCGGUGAAGAAGCAGCUCGGCCUCGACGUCGCGGACGAGGACACGGCGGCCGGCUCGCUGGCGGCGAGCCCGCCCGACGAAGGCUUCGCGGCCGCCAUCCGCAGCUACGACUGGGACGCCGCCGAGAGGCUGGCGACGACGGCGCAGCAGAAGGCGGACCUAUCCGACUCGCGCAAGCGCGUCAAGGCGCUCGAGGCGGCCGUGGCGGCGGGCAGGCAGCAGGACGCCCUCGCCCUCGCAAUCAGCCCGGUCGAGGAGCGCAAGGUGCGCAACUACUUCAAGAGCAAGCUCGCCGCUUCGUCGCCGCGUGGCUUCUUCGACCCUGCCGCAGACUACCCGACCCCGCGCGACGUACCCGCGGCCGCGUGAGCAUCCGGCCUCUAGGCGCGUGGGCUCUGCUAUGUGAGCUGUGAGUGCGAGUCGCCGCUCGCAGAUGCUAUAUACGUGUGUACAAUAUAUCCUGUGGCUGUGCGGCGUCGUGCGGUCGUGGGCGGCGCUCUCAGUCUCGCUGUCGCGCUCCGCUCGCUCUCGGUCGUUUCCGUUUUUGUAUUUUUGUAUGUUCUCUGUCAGAUAAGACGUUCUACAGGC